UUUUGAUAUUCCAAUCCGAACCGGAUUAAUUCCCAUUGUCCAAAAUCACUCCAUUAAUCGAACUCACCACACCCAACCCAAAAAAAACCCACCGAACAACACCACCGCAAUGGCCUCCUCCGACAUCUCCUCGAUCCCAACACCAGCCCACUGCACCGCAGACUUCUGCCUAAUCCCGAUCGGCACCUCCUCCCCGUCCGUCUCCGCCCAAAUCGCCGAUGUCCAACGCCUGGUCGAGAAAUCCGGCCUCAAGUACGUGAUGCACAGCGCCGGCACAACCCUCGAGGGGCCCUGGGACAGAGUGCAUCAGGUGAUUGGGCAGGCGCAUACCAUUCUGCAUCAGCAGGGGAUUGUGCGCAUUCAGACGGAUGUGAGGGUUGGGUCGAGAAUCGAUAAGGAGCAGUCGUUCGAGGAUAAAGUGAAUAAGGUCCGGGAGCUGUUGGGGAAGGAAUUUCAGCCUCGAAAAGCAACAGCGCUGAUUUCAAGCGGGUCCGUCGCCAAUUAAACACUUUAACAUGGUGAAAAAAUGGGGAAUGAAGAA
Molecule: messenger RNA, 541 nt
Organism: Aspergillus pseudonomiae
Lineage: Eukaryota; Fungi; Ascomycota; Eurotiomycetes; Eurotiales; Aspergillaceae
Product: thiamine-binding protein
Exons: 5
Coding region: 110-505 (131 amino acids)
Cellular component (GO): cytosol
Source: RefSeq, a predicted model, not a curated record